AUGUUACUGCAGCCAUUUUCCGCUUUCCUUUUUAUUUACUCCUCAACUACUCUGCUACUGGCUACCAACCGUGACCAACAAAUUAUCUUUAAACAUCAAGAUCAUUCCAACUCGCGUGAUCAUUCUUUGUCCAUUGCCCAAGAAGGCACUGGAGUUUUGUCAAAAUGGGCUCGCGAAUCCAGAAGCCAAUUCUUUUCCGAUAUUACUCAAAAUAAAGCGAACGAAUGGGUUAUCGUGAUGGGUAAUGAGGCUGGUGAUACCGAUUCAAUGGCUGCCGCUAUCGCUUGGGCCUAUCAUCUCUCUCACUUGAAACACAAUCCGCAAAAGGCAAUCGCCUUAUUACAAACUGUUGAAGAUGCUCUCGACUUGCGACCGGAGAAUCAGUUAGCCCUAGAGAAAUCCCAAAUGUCUUCUAGACAUAGAGAUUUGUUGACCAUCGACGAGUUGCCUAUCAAACCAUUUGAACUUUCGCACCGCCUUGCGGGAAUCGUAUUAGUGGACCAUAACGUACCUGCACCUGGAUGGCGUCGGGCUUCACUUCUUUCCAUCAUUGAUCAUCACGUGGAUCAGAAAUUGAAUCUCUCUGCAGACCCUCGAAUUUUGGAAGAAGCUGCCUCGUGUUCUUCACUUGUUGCAGAUCUACUUCUUCAAUCAGAAGCUCGCGGUGAACACCGGGUGGUAUCCGGCGAGAAGUACGGCAUACCUACAGAUCUGGUUGAUUUAAUACUGAGGGCAAUUUUUCUCGACAGCGAUGCACUGAGCUCUAAUAAACAUUACAAUGUCGACAAGAGAGCUUCCUAUGGACUUUUUAGGCUCAGCCAAUGGUAUGCACCACCAGAAGGAUACAACAAGCACGCCUGGGAGAAGACCAACAAACAAAAUAUGCGAUUGAAUUUUCAAGGCGCUUCAGGGCGAGACACGUCGUUAGAAGAAAACCAAAGGCACAAAUGGGAGAAGCGUGAAUUGAGAAAACUAGCGACAAACUUCUGGGCGGAGAUGAGUGAGGCUCGUGGCCAACUGCAACGCUUAGAUGUGCGUGAUUUGUUGAGGCGAGAUUGGAAAGCUAAUGCUGUUCGGACCGCAACCAUCAAGUAUCCAUACCUAACCCUAGGUUUCGCUUCGAUUCCUUUCAACAUCGAACAGCAGGUUCAGAGAACGCCGGAGCAAACAGUUCCCGAAUGGUUUGCGAUUGAACGUGCCUUCACUUCGGAAAUAGGUGCCGACGUAUCCGUGGUUCUGACGAAGUUCAAAUCGGAGAUUACUGGCAAAGCCGAAAGAGAGAUUAUGUUGGUUGUCGCGCAUGGUUGGGGAAAACUACUCACGACGGAAGCUGCGACCGACCUGUUUUUGACUCUUUGCAAGAAUAUCGAAGAAAAAUUUGACGGCUUGCAAGAAUGGACACGACCUGACCAUAAACCACUUUUACCUCGACGAAAAGCAUGGCGAAUGACGGUGAAAGGCCGACCUGUUGGGCGAAAGGUGCUGAUGCCACUAGUCUUGAAGGCGGCAUCUGAAUGGAAUUGGAAUUCGACUGCGGUAGCAAUCUAUGGCGAAUAA
Messenger RNA from Puccinia triticina, 1557 nucleotides. RefSeq lists its product as uncharacterized. Gene Ontology annotation, molecular function: exopolyphosphatase activity. The coding region runs from base 1 to 1557 and encodes 518 amino acids. NCBI's taxonomy places the organism in Eukaryota, Fungi, Basidiomycota, Pucciniomycetes, Pucciniales, Pucciniaceae. The record is from RefSeq and is a predicted model, not a curated record. The transcript has 4 exons. Gene Ontology annotation, cellular component: cytoplasm.